Molecule: messenger RNA, 2236 nt
Organism: Cherax quadricarinatus
Lineage: Eukaryota; Metazoa; Arthropoda; Malacostraca; Decapoda; Parastacidae
Source: RefSeq, a predicted model, not a curated record
GAUGAAAUCGGGCCCAAGUUGCAGAAAUUCAAUUUCGAGGCGGAGUCCCUCCCCCCGCUGCCUCCCAUUGGCUGCCGACAAAACUGAUUUCGGGAACGUCACGGGAUAGGCGGGGACCAAUGAGGAUGGUGGGCGGACCCAUGGCCGUCCUGACUUGUGAGUUGACUGCACAUUCCUCUAUCCUCUAGUACAAGGCUCGGCGGGACCCGACUCUUGUAAUAUCCAGACCAGUGAUUGCCGGAGAAGCGGAUCCGUCGGCGGCACAAGCCAGAGAGGGAGGGAUAGGAGGCUAGAGGCAAAGGGGUAUAUGUAAAAAUAGGGGGGAGGCCUGGGAUAGAGGUAGAUGGCAAGUGGCAGGAAGAUGGAGGGGGGGUUGCCGGCUAGAGCCAGCUGUGUUCAGCUCAAUCUGGCCAUCAGCAGCGGUCAGUAGUCGGGGGAAAAUUCAUAAAAAUUGUCAAUCUCUAGACCAUGAAUAUGGCUGGGUGAGGCUGGUAGUUCUGGAGGCACGUAAGACCUCGGGGUCCUAGUGAGAGAGGGAGAGCAUCCGGCCCUAGACAGCCUAAAAACCCCCGCCCGGAUAUCAUAAACCUGAUAUCAGGUUCCGAUAGCUGAGGAGGAGUGAUAAGUACGCCGGCAGAGGAGGUUGAGUGUUAUUACAUUAUCCGCAAAGCCUGGAGGCUCCGAAGGACUGGGAUUCUUUGUUACAGGCUUCAGGCAACCUUCAGGCAGCCAUCUUUGCCCCGAGUGUCGUAUGUGAGAGCCUGUGAAGGGCGGACUGAGGGGUUAAUAAGCUCCAUACAGCCAUGUGUGUAUAGGUAUGUAUGAUUCUUCCCUUCAUCGUGUAUUUCGUACAAGUACUCCCUUGCUGGGACUUGCCUCUCCUAAUACACGAAGAAAAAUGUGAUUGGCCCGCCCCCUUGUGUGACGUCACGAGGCGCCGGCACCCUAUUGGCCAGAGGGUUGUUGGGGAAGGAUGGAGCCUCUCUCUGAUUGGCCGGCGGGUUGUUGGGGGAGGAUCAAGGCGCGCGCUGAUUGGCCGGGCUGCGUGGAUGGUGGAGUUUAGUCAAUCGAUAACACAUCCCGAGUCGGAGCCAAAUUAAAGGUAAAUAAUAGAGGGCUUUCACAGUGAACGGACGUGUAUAGAGCGCUCUCUGUUGUGGCAUUCAUGUGACCCGCGUUACUCCAGCGACAAUACAGUGAAUAGUGUAGAGUGGAGACAACAAGUGGUGUUGUAACUAGCUAACUGUGCCGCUACGUCUAGCAAUACGGCAAGCUAGAAAACGCGUGUUUUUUUUAAGAGUGCUUAUCUUGGGCGUUCUCCGACGACUAAGUCACCAUUGCCGGCGUCACGUCGUUCAGUGCCCUGGCGUCGGGCGCUGACCAGCUCACGGCGGUGGAGGGAGCCAGGAGCGUGUGGGAGCGCCGGUGGCGUAGCGGCAGUGGUAGACACGACACUGUGAGCUACAAGGAGCCCCGGGAAGCCGCAACACUGGAGUACUAUAGCAGCGCGGCGCUCAAACCCUCCACCAUGCUCACCCUCGACCCUCCGGACCUCAAGGGCGGCAGCUUACACUCUUCCCACCUGCCGCCCCACACCACCCACUCCACCCACUCCGUCCCCCACGCCCACCACAACUCCCACUCCCACACGUACUCCCUCUCCCACCAUUCGUCCCUCACGUCCCUCAACUCGUCCCUCUCCUCGUCCCUAUCCACUCCCUCCCUGGCCUCCGUCGGGACGAUGAGCGCCCACUCCCCGCCGCAGACCCACGUCCCAACCCCCACCAACAACAACAACAGCAGCACCAACAACAACAACUCCUCCAACAACACCAGCAGCAACAGUAGCAACAGCAAGAGCAGCGCCUCCUCCUCCAACGCCGCCGCCGAGCGCGUCAAACGCCCUAUGAACGCCUUCAUGGUCUGGUCCAGAGGCCAGAGGCGCAAAAUGGCGCAGGAAAACCCCAAAAUGCACAAUUCGGAAAUCUCCAAGCGCCUCGGAGCAGAAUGGAAGCUCCUUUCAGAGACGGAGAAGAGGCCGUUCAUCGACGAGGCGAAGAGACUUCGAGCGGUGCACAUGAAGGAACACCCUGACUACAAGUACAGGUACAGCCCGAACCCUAGCCAUGAAACCCCAUCAGUGGCCAGCCCUAGCAGCCCACUCACAGGCCCUACAACUAUACUCCCACCACCAAUGAAUAAUGUCAAUAACCAAAAAUCUAAAUUUUUUAUCUGA